This is a messenger RNA of Colletotrichum destructivum, 1098 nucleotides long. RefSeq names its product Putative tartrate dehydrogenase, isocitrate/isopropylmalate dehydrogenase. Gene Ontology annotation, molecular function: NAD binding; magnesium ion binding; oxidoreductase activity, acting on the CH-OH group of donors, NAD or NADP as acceptor. Bases 1 to 1098 code for a protein of 365 amino acids. The record is from RefSeq and is a predicted model, not a curated record. The transcript has a single exon. NCBI's taxonomy places the organism in Eukaryota, Fungi, Ascomycota, Sordariomycetes, Glomerellales, Glomerellaceae.
AUGGCUCCUCAACACCUCAAGAUCGCAGUCAUCCCCGGCGACGGCAUAGGGACCGAGGUCAUGCCGUGGGGCGUCAAGUGUCUCGAAUCUGUCGCCCAGAUCUUUGGCAUCUCAUUGGAGUUUGAGUGGUUCGACUUCGCCAGCUGCGCCUACUACCACAAGCAUGGCGAGAUGAUGCCGCCCGACUGGAAGGAGAAGCUCCUCGGGUUCGACGCCAUCUACUUCGGCGCCGUCGGCAUGCCGGACGAGGUGCCGGACGACGUCUCGCUCUGGGGCAGCCUGCUCAAGUUCCGCCGAGAGUUCGACCAGUACAUCAACCUGCGCCCGUGCCGGCUGAUGCCCGGCGUGACGUCGCCGCUGGCCAACCGAAAGCCGGGAGACAUCGACUUCUGGAUCGUCCGCGAGAACACUGAGGGCGAGUACAGCAGCAUCGGCGGCAAGAUGUUCGAGGGCACCGACCGCGAGACCGUCAUCCAGGAGACCGUCAUGACCAGGGUCGGCGUUGACCGGGUGCUCCGCUACGCCUUCGACCUCGCCCGGAGCCGGCCUCGCAAGCGGCUGACGAGCGCGACCAAGAGCAACGGCAUUAGCAUCACGAUGCCCUACUGGGACUCGCGCGUCGCGGAGAUGGCCAAGAGCUACCAGGACGUCAAGCUGGACAAGUACCACAUCGACAUCUUGACGGCACACUUCGUCCAGCGUCCCGACAUCUUUGACGUCGUCGUCGGCAGCAACCUCUUCGGAGACAUUCUCUCGGAUCUGGGCCCGGCUUGCACCGGGACCAUCGGCAUCGCGCCGUCGGCCAACCUCAACCCGGACGGCAAGUUCCCCAGCCUGUUCGAGCCGGUUCACGGCAGCGCGCCCGACAUUGUCGGCAAGGGCAUCGCCAACCCCGUCGGCAUGAUCUGGGCCGGGCAGAUGCUGCUCCAGCACUUUGGUUUCACGGAUGCCGCGGAUCUCCUGCUCAAGGCCAUCGAGAACGUCCUUGCGCGGUCCGAGGCGAGCGUCUUGACGCCGGACAUGAGAGGCUCGGGCAGCACGGAGGGGUUUGGCAAAGCGAUUGUGUCGGAAAUUGCCGCUUUGGGAGAGAAGAAGUGA